Molecule: messenger RNA, 926 nt
Organism: Triplophysa rosa
Lineage: Eukaryota; Metazoa; Chordata; Actinopteri; Cypriniformes; Nemacheilidae
Product: asc-type amino acid transporter 1-like
Exons: 7
Coding region: 66-854 (262 amino acids)
Biological process (GO): D-serine transmembrane transport; D-alanine transmembrane transport; amino acid transmembrane transport
Cellular component (GO): membrane
Molecular function (GO): L-amino acid transmembrane transporter activity; neutral L-amino acid transmembrane transporter activity
Source: RefSeq, a predicted model, not a curated record
AACAACAUUCUUCAAAAUAUCUUCUUUCGUGUUCUGCAGAAGAAAGAAAGUCAUACAGGUUUGAAAUGACAAGAGGGAAUCUGCCACGAGCCAUAUACAUCUCCAUCCCACUGGUGACCAUUGUGUACACUCUCACAAAUAUUGCAUACUUCUCAUCUAUGUCUCCCGAUGAGCUCCUUUCCUCCAAUGCAGUGGCUGUUACUUUCGGUGAGAAACUUCUUGGGGUGUUUUCUACUCUCAUGCCAAUCUCUGUGGCACUCUCAACUUUUGGGGGCAUCAAUGGUUACCUCUUCACCUCCUCCAGGUUAUGUUUUUCUGGAGCGAGGGAAGGACAUUUACCCAGUCUUCUGGCUAUGAUCCACUUUAAGCACUGCACACCGAUCCCUGCUCUUCUAGUCUGUUGCACCGCCACAAUCGUGAUCUUGUGCAUUGGAGAAACGCACAACCUUAUAAACUAUGUGUCUUUCAUCAACUACCUCUCUUAUGGAGUCACUAUUGCUGCCCUACUCUUCUACAGAUGGAAGAAGCCAAACCUAUACAGGCCCAUCAAGGUGAGUGUGCUAGUUCCACUGUGUUACCUGCUCUUCUGGGCUCUGUUGCUGGGCUUUAGUCUACACUCGGAGCCGUUGGUGUGUGGAGUCGGGCUGGUCAUUAUGCUUACUGGAGUCCCUGUCUAUUUCCUGGGGGUUUACUGGAAAGACAAACCAAAAUGCAUAUAUGACUUCAUUGAAUGGGCUACUUACCUGGGUCAAAGAGUAUUUUUCGUUGUUUUUCCACAAUUCGAUCCCAUUGAAGUCAUACCAGAAUGGACUGAUAAAACUUCUGCCACAAGCAAGGCUUCAGGACCUUUUUGAAAUUGUGUUAUUUUAAUUUGCCUGUAUAUUCACUUAAUAUGGCAUUGUAGCCGUAUAGUAAAAAAUGAAUUC